UACUAUCUUCAUCAACAAACCAAAAAUGAAAUCCGUAAUUUCAAUAGCGUUUCUUCUUCUAGCAAUCAUCAACGCUGUUAAUCUGGUCACAGCUCAAUUCCCCGCAGAGCCUUUCUUCAAAUGCAGAGACACAGGCAACUACACAACAAGGACUGAUUACAGCAGAAACCUCAAAGUCGCAUUGAAUACAGUCGGCAAUAUGGACACGUAUAAUGGCGGAUCAUUCAAUUCAUCCAUAGGCGUGAACGAAGCAGCACAUGUCAUGGCCCUUUGCUCCGGUGUUUCUAUCCAUUGGAGUGGAAACUGUAAGGACUGUAUACACAAGUUGACCGUUCAACUUUCAAUCAAGUGCAUGGAUCAAAAAGAGGCUGUGAUGUGGGGUUCAAUGUGUGCAAGCAGCGGGAGGUACCGAUAAAAAGUCUGCAUUUGGGACGGCAGAUUAUGAAAAUAAACUUGUGUAUGGGGCUAUGCAGUGUACUGCUGACUUAUCCAAGGAGCUAUGCACUAAAUGUUUACAAAAGAUAAUUGUGGCACACCGAUCUUGUUGUAGCGGAAGAAGGGCUGCGAGAAUGUUGUCACCCAAUUGUUUUUUUAGUUAUUCGGGUGAUGAUUAUCCCAAAUGGAAACCAUAACUCUGGCAGGUGUACUCAUGAUUAGGGAAUCCAAAAUCAAUUGUAUGGUUGUUGUUAAUGGCACCUCAUUAUAGGUCAAAACCACUAGUAAUAAACCACUAUUAAAGAUGUUAUUAAUGAUGUGAAAAUCAUUGAAACGUGGCAAUAGAAUCUUCGACAAUGUUGAAUAUAUUAUUAACAAAAAUUACAUUUCA
This is a messenger RNA of Lactuca sativa (garden lettuce), 826 nucleotides long. Lineage: Eukaryota; Viridiplantae; Streptophyta; Magnoliopsida; Asterales; Asteraceae. The record is from RefSeq and is a predicted model, not a curated record.